Messenger RNA from Naegleria gruberi, 1697 nucleotides. RefSeq lists its product as uncharacterized. The record is from RefSeq and is a predicted model, not a curated record. Lineage: Eukaryota; Heterolobosea; Eutetramitea; Acrasida; Naegleriidae. The transcript has a single exon. Bases 7 to 1677 code for a protein of 556 amino acids.
AAAAAAAUGAGUAAAUAUUCUUCCUCGUCGUCGUCAACUGUUUCUGACGCUGGAGAGGAUACGGACCGUUCAUCAUCGUAUGUUGUGAGAAGUUAUCCAUCAUCAGUAAAUUCAACCCCGAGAAGAAAGAGUCCAACAACUGGGGAUGAGGAUUCAUCAGAAUUAUUGUCGAGUUUAAUGUCAAGGCUUACGCCACCUAGUGUACAAAAACAUCAUAAUAUUAGUGUCACCACAACAAGUACUGCUGCUCUUGGAAAUAUGAAAAGUCUAAAUUCUUCCAUGAUGUCUAACUCUUCAUCGGUAUCAACAAAGUGGGAGGAGAUGAAUAAUUUAGCAAAGGAGAUUGAAAGUAAUGUCAAAAAAACAACCUCAAGUGCCUCAAAACGAUCUUCCUAUGCUGCAUACGAUGACUUGAGUGAUAGCAGCCUUAUUCAUCCUUCCAACAAGAAAUUAUCUUCAAAGAUUUCAGAAAACAUCAGUAUGGACGAUUCAAUUGACUCUACAGCAAGUGCUUUGAAACGAUAUUUGGAAAAAUACAAUGAAAAAUCAAAACCUAAACCUACUCAGCAUAAUUUGGAUGAUUCUUUGAGUGAUCUUUAUGGGAAGUUGACAGAAUUCUCGAAUACAUACAAGCCAAGAGAUAUUGAUACAUCUCUUUCUUCUGUCACUCCAUUGAGAUCAAACAGAAUGGGACCUGUGGAUGAUAUGAUAUCUACUGCCUCAAAUAUGUCGACAAACACAGAUGAAUUAUUUACAAAACUUGAUAAUUAUGGAGAAAAAUAUAUGGAAAAUGAAAUCUUCUCUGGAAAAUCUGCUAAAAACUCAAAGAAAAAGAAGGCUGAUAUUUCCAUAAGCUCUGUUGAUAGUGACAAGGAAAAUUAUGAGCCAAGAAGGAUUAAACCAUCAAGAAAAAGUACAACUCCAAAGAGGCCGCAAUCCGUUAAGGUAAGCUCGAUGAAGGAAGAGAAGAAAGAGACAUCUAUCAAAUCUAAAGUCGCAACAACAAGAUCAAAAACACCAACCUCCAAAUAUACAAAACCAGAGCCUUCAAAGAAGACAGAGUUGAAAAAACCUUUGACAUCGUCAACCUCCAAAUCCAGAGCAAACCAAGCAGUAGAAAAUAUUUCCAAAAAGAUUAGCUCACGAGAACCUGUAAAAUCCACAUAUGCCAAACAUUUCCAAAAACCUCAACCAAAGAGAGAAUGCAAUACUUCUGUUUCAAGUGACGACGAAGAAAAGCGAGAUUGUAAAUCGUGUCAAACAAGCAUGCUUCGUGACGUUCAGACAACACCAAACAUGACAACACUGGCAAGUAUUAAUUCCAUUCCAAUGUCCCCUGGUCUGUCGAGCUCAUCCAAUGAAAUUGCAUUCAAAAUUGUUGGAUCCACAGACAAUAUAGAAAAAGUAGAAGUAUAUCUAAAGAACUCAACAAGGCAAUCCUUCUCUGUAAAUUCAUCUACUCAAAACCCAUUGCUUAGUGAUACCCUUCUCAAUGAGACAAAUAUAAUCGAGUCAUUCUGCUCUCCUAAUCCUCCUCAAUUUAAUCCAUCUUCCUCUACUUCAUCUCGGUAUUCUAAUAAUUCUCCAGAUCAUGUUUCACAGUCCAAUAGCAUGACUGAAAGUCAAGAGACCCUACAGCCACUCAAAUCCUUUUACAGCAAAUACUUUGUCAAAUAAACAUUACCGAGUUUCUAUUG